AAUGACAAUUGACGUUACAGUCAGUCUGUCUGCUGGCAUCUGGCGAUAUCGUAGAAUGUUUAUUGUUUUGCUUCACUGACUAUUCCAACUGAACUAUAUUCUAUUUAAUUUCGUUACUUAUACUACCAUUAAAAUGGAAAGAAAUCAGCAUAAAACUAAAAACUAUUAUGACAGGGUUAUGCCGCGCGUUAACAGUAUAUCUCGUUCAAGUUUAAAAUCAAAUCCAAACAUUACCCGCCACGACACUUCUUCCGUACGUCUCGGCGGCAAAGCAAGUAUUUCAAACUUGAGUUCCGGUGUAAUAAGUGAACUUCCAACGGUAUUGCGUGACUACAUUCCUGAAAAUGUAAAGCCCAAAAAGAUCAUACACAGUACGAAACCCAAAAGAACUCUGCAGUCUUUAGAUUUGAAAAAGUCUUCUCUUCAAAUAAAAAAUGUGAAAAGUGCUAAAAAUCUUCACGCUCAAUCUUCGGCACCAGCGAUUCUGAAUUUGGAUGAAGUAGACUUAUCAUCAAGUCUAAGUCAUGUCAGACAAUGUUAUUCAAGUCGGUCCCACACCAGAUUAAAAGAAUUAAAGGAGGAAAUAAAAGAAUAUGGGAAUAUACAAAAGACUAAAAACUUCUGUGGUCGGCUAUACCAAUCAUGUGGAGUAUUGCUAAAUGAAGAAGGAAAAGUAGCAGCUGACAAGGCCGUUCAGGUUGAGAAAAUAGAUGAAUCCUCACCAUCGCAAAGCUUCCAGGAAGACGUUAUCAGUACAAUUCCAAAUUGGUCGAGGGCUGACCACGUGACCUUGAAGGCAGCUGCCUCGGCAGAUGUGCGCAACGGACGUCACACCAACGUCAAUAUUAUACAUAAUAUAAAUAUUUAGAUUUUGUUUCCAAUAUUUAACGCUUCAAAAGCUUUAUUUUAGUAACGGUAUACGCUGAGCUUACGUAAGACUAAUAAAUAACGAUGCUUGCUAAGUGUUGUAAUUUGUUUUGUUAAUUUUUAUAGAUUAUUUUAAAAAUUAAAGUCAAAAAUCAUUUAUUCAUAUAGGUAAAAUAAGUUGUACUCUU
Molecule: messenger RNA, 1055 nt
Organism: Pieris napi
Lineage: Eukaryota; Metazoa; Arthropoda; Insecta; Lepidoptera; Pieridae
Exons: 4
Coding region: 134-868 (244 amino acids)
Source: RefSeq, a predicted model, not a curated record